AUGCCAGCCAUGCAAUUUUCUAUGCCCACGGCUGUAGAGCGCGUGCCAGAGUCUUCAACAGCUAAUGGUGACCAGGAGCAGGAGCAAGAGGAGGCCCUGCUGCGUCUAGCCGCUCGUAUGAAGCAAAAUGUGGCUACGGGAGAUCGUCGACGUCACAUUUUCAAGCGAUAUCGAGACUGUUUUACUGGCAUGGAAGCUGUCGACUGGAUGCUCGAGCAAAUGGAGGCCAAGAGCGUAGCUGAGGCUGUGCGCAAAGGCCAAGGUUUGCUGUCUCAUCAUUACAUCGAAAAGGUAGAGAAGGAGACAAAGUUCGAAUACAAUAAGAAACGUUUUUAUCGCUUCACGGCCACGACACCAGAAUUCGUGCAAGCAGUUGAGCGCCCAUUGCCGUGCGCUACGCUUGACUUGCCGCUGAGUGCUGCGGCGAGGCGACGCGCGCUUGCGGCGUUGAUUGGUGGCUUUGUGGCAGAUGCGGCUUCCACAUCCCUUAACGGUGUCUCACACCCAGAAAAGACCAUUCCUAAUUUGUUGCGUCUCGACUUCGAUCCUGCGUUCUGCGGCCUGUACGACACAGCUGAUGACGGUGACAAGAAAGGAAGUUGUACAAGGAUGGAGUCAUCCACGGGUUUUGAAGCUCGCAUUCUACUGCAAUGCAUUGCGCGACGUGGACAUAUCCACGGCUCACAACUGGCAAAGGACGCAUUUUGGGGUUUUAAGAACGACCAUCGGCUGCUAAGUGCGUCGUCAAGAGCGUUUAUCAAACGCGUGAAUUCUGGCAAGAGCUGGCCGCACUGUGCCGUCAAAUGUCGGUCAAUCGAUGUUCUGUCACUGAUCCCCAUUGUCGUAGCGCUCUAUGCCGGUACAAAUCAGCUAUUUACUAAAGUAGACGAGCUAGUCAAAGUAUUCUACGUCGGCACUCGUGUUCGCGAUGCUGCCCUUGUGGCAGCUUUUGUUCUAGAGCAGGUGAUACUUGGAGCGUCUGUGCUUCAGGCCAUGCGCAUGAGCAUUCGUACCGAACGAUUGAGUGUAAAGCAGCGCAAGGUUAUCUUCAAAGCUUUUACAAAGUCACAGUUGCCGAGUUACGAGGCUAUUCAGACAUUUGGUAACCGCGGCUCAUUACCCGGUGGCUUCCACGCUGUAUUGCAACCGCUCUUCGUACUGAACGACUAUCCCACUGCCGUUCGUGAAAACAUCAUCGGAGGUGGACGUACUUGCCGUCGAGCCAUGUUCAUAGGUGCUUGCUUCGCUGCGCAAGACGGUUUACAAGCAAUCCCAGAAGGCUGGAUUCAAAAAACUCAAUACUUCGACUUUAUCGAAGCCGAUGCGAGCUCUUUAGUUGGUCGCCGUGAGGUCCAAGGCUCGUUUACCGACGACGACGAAGAAGAUCGUCUUGCCGCGUACGGUGACUGUGCCCCAAGGUCAUCCGUGUCUUCUUCAUCUCGUCACCUGGAGCGUCCUGACCUAUCUCGCCGUAGCAGCAACAUUCUCGUUGCGCCCACGUCGAAUGUUGACGAUCAAAUGGCGGACAUUGCAUCCGAUUUACCGCCUGAGGGCUUGCCGUCCUCGCAUCGCCGCUCAUCGAAUCUGAUUCGUCACCGUUCGAACAGCUACGCGUCUUCUGGAGGUCUGUCGUCUCCGCGUUCAUGCGCUUCCAACUUUUCAUAUGCUUCGCAGAACACUACCGCCUCUAGUGUGCGUUCAGUUAUCGAUUUAGGCGAUAUGGACAAAUUUUACCAAAGUGGUGUAGGCAACACGCUUUCAUCAUCGACUACGCCAAGCUCGAGCAGUGAUGCUGGCGGCCAGUUAAGUUUCGAGAUGCAAAAGUUUUUCCAAGCUUAUGGUGCAGCUGCUGUGUCUCGUGGUUCGCACGCAUCUAUUGGAGGAAGUCGGUCGUACGGCAGUGGCUCAUCAACAGUACGAUCAAGUGACCUGGCACACCUGCGACCGAGUGACAUGGGCUCGUAUUUUCGUCAAAGUUCUGCGUCCGUGCGACGCAGCGGAAGUGACCCUCGUAAAAAUUACCGGCAUAGCUACGUCGCAAACUCGCGUCGCAGCGAAAACAACCUUCAGUACAGCCAUCAGCCUCGAUAUUCUGGCAAAGUCUCCCGCGUUAGCGAAUCUAGCGCCUUCUAUCGCCGGUCCUCAGCUACAAUUUCGUACGUUCCCGAGGCAGAGCGAUCUGAAGAUGUUGUGCUAGCUCACCGCAUGUCGCUCGACGACGACCAACGCGUGAGUCUGCACGCUAUCCUCUAG
Molecule: messenger RNA, 2253 nt
Organism: Plasmopara halstedii
Lineage: Eukaryota; Oomycota; Peronosporomycetes; Peronosporales; Peronosporaceae
Product: low quality protein: crystallin j1a-like
Exons: 1
Coding region: 1-2253 (750 amino acids)
Biological process (GO): intracellular signal transduction
Source: RefSeq, a predicted model, not a curated record